Brassica rapa (field mustard) is the source of this 787-nucleotide messenger RNA. RefSeq names its product putative defensin-like protein 233. Gene Ontology annotation, biological process: signal transduction. The record is from RefSeq and is a predicted model, not a curated record. Lineage: Eukaryota; Viridiplantae; Streptophyta; Magnoliopsida; Brassicales; Brassicaceae.
ACCACUGAUGCGAAAACAAUUAAAACCUCAAACAAAUCCCCAAAAUAAUGAAAAGUGAAGUUUACUAAGAAUAGUGUUUUCUAAAAUUUGAAUACUGAUUCCACCGAUCCAGUUGACUUGACUCGAUCCUUAUGUUUCUUUCUCUAAAAUUAACUCGGAACAAUGGUUGGUUUUUACUUUGUGUUUAUAUAAAUAAGAACAAUGGUUUUAGAUGUGUGGUUAGAAUAUAUCACGAGUAUUGACGACAAAACGUUCUACACUUAUUACUUGAGCAAGACUGACUCUCCAAGUCAUAAUCUUUAUCAAAUUUUGAAUCAUGAAGGGUGCUACUUUGGUUAUGGUAUCUUGUGUUUUCAUAUGUUUCAUUCUGAGUCAUGGUAAAGACGGGGACUGUUGGGAUGAAAUCCCAUUCCCUGGAAAAUGCAGCAAAAAUGGAAAAAAGGAAUGCUUCAAAGAAAUGCUUUCGAAGAACAUUACAAGACGCUUUGUUCGCUGCAACUGUAUAAACUGGGAACCUGACAAAUCAGGUGAGGAAGGACAUAACGUAAAACAUAGUCAUGAGCAUACAGAGCAUCAACAUAUCUGCCAAUGUCUCAGAGUUGUUGCCGGUGAUUGUUUGCCAUACGGAAAAGCGUAACAGAGUUUUUGGUGGUGACACAUAGAUAAACAAUGGUGGUAAUCUGAUGUUAUUUUUUCUUCAAAAUAUAUUUCUUUUCAUCUUAGUAAAGGCAAUAAGAUUAUGCGUUAUCAAUCAUAACGGACUAUAUAUGCGUAUUUCAUUCAAUUU